Dentiscutata erythropus is the source of this 1890-nucleotide messenger RNA. The record is from the annotation of a GenBank genome assembly. Lineage: Eukaryota; Fungi; Glomeromycota; Glomeromycetes; Diversisporales; Gigasporaceae.
AUGAAAUUCUAUAUAGCAUUCUUUGCGUUCGUGUUUUCUUCUAUCGUAAUUGUUCAAUCAUAUGCGAUCCUACGAGAAGAUCCUGUUUCUGAUGGAUGCAUAAGAAUUCAUAAUAAAUUUGUUUCAAAAAAGUCAAAUAAAUUUAGUUAUGAAGAUGUUAAAGAUUGUUACGAAAGAAUUCCGUUCGAUGACCUAAUUGCUUCUAAGACCAUCGAAACAUUAACCAGGUUACUCGAUGGGUUUUAUCCAUUUUUGGAUAAAGCAAAAGAACCACCACAAUCCGGAUUUAGCUUUAAGUCAAAGGAUAUAUUAGCUGAAUUGAAACUUUUGCAGAAAAAAUCUUUUCAAAAUUUAUACGACUUUAUAAUUAAUGUUAAAUAUUUCUUUUAUGAUAUGAAAGAACCACAUACAUUAUUUAUAACAGAUUGCUUUUCUACAUUUGCUUUUAUUACAAAUAUUACGUUAUAUUCAAUUGUUAAAGACGAUGUCUUUGAUGAUACCAUUGAUCCAUCUAAUAUUGAUUGCGAAGUAACUCAUAUAAAUGGUCAUCAAGCAUUUGAAGUGAUUUAUAAAUUUGCCCAAGAUUCAGUUUAUUUAUCAAGAGAUAUUGGAGUACGAUUUAAUACAGCCCUUGAUCAUAAACAUUCAGGAUAUUCUUUUUCUGUACGAGCUGAAUUACCAGAGACACCAAAUAUCGUUUAUACACUUAAAUGUUAUAAACAUACUAGGAGCUUUAAUGUUACAAGAAAUUGGGUUGCAUUUAGUACUCCUUCACUUUUAAAAAGGUUCAAUAAUUCAAGAACUUAUUUUACAAAUAUUUGUAAUGCUACGGAAGAAAAUAAACCAACAUCUUAUAGUAGCGGGCUUCAAGAUAUUAAAAUAUCAUCCAAUAGUAUUCAUCGUAUAAUGACAAUACAACCUGAGGGAUUAACUAUUAUAAAAAUUAUUGAAGAUUUUAUGGAAUUUUAUAAAAUAAAAGACUUUGGAGUUGUUCGAAUCCUUACAAUGCAAUAUCCUGAAAUGUAUGAUGAAAAUGAUAAUUUUAAUUCCGCAUUUUUCACAAAUAUAAUUCAAGGAUUUAAAGAUUUAACAAAUACAGGUGUUAAAAAGGUUGUUCUUGACUUAACGGACAAUCUAGGUGGAUACGAUUUAAUUAGUGCUUUUAUCAGUUUACUUUUAUUCUCUAACACAUAUCCUUCUUUUGAAUUUGAUUUUCGAAUUACUGAGCCAAUGAAACUCGCAAUCACUGAACAAUUUAAACUUGCAAUACCAGAAAAUGUUUUUGAUAUGGCUGAUUAUGCUGAUGCAAAAACUUAUAUUAAUUUUACAAGCGCAAAUGAUCUUUUUGGAAAUAAUAGUUUUACCCGAGGCAAUAUUACAGAGCAUUAUUCAAAAAAAUUCGUUAUUUCUAAUGCAUAUGUAGAAUUUUUGAAGGAAUUUAUUCAAAAUUUUACAACUCCGCUUCCUUGGAAACCUGAAGAUUAUAUUAUUUUAACAAAUGGCUUAUGUGGAUCUGCAUGUGCAAUGAUCGUAGAACAUGCUGUUGAACUUAAUAAUGUAUCUACAAUAUCAAUUGGUGGAAUUGCAAGUAUUCCUUUAUUAUCGUGUACCUCAUUUCCUGGUGGAUUUGUUACUGAUUCAGAUGAGAUAUUGGAUUCCCUAAAUAUAUUAGGGAUACAAAAUAAUACUUUGAUGCCUAAGAAUUUUCCUUUAACAGGAAUAAGACUUACUCUUCUUUAUACUGAAACUUAUAGUAAUAGAAAACCUGUUAAGUUAUUAGAGUACGAAUUUAGACCAGCUGACUUUAGAUUAUUUUAUGAUGAAAAAAAUAUUAAAAACAUUUCUAUUUUAUGGUCACAAGCUGCGGCCUUCAUUGGAAAAAAAAAGUAA